AUCUGUCAAGCAUGACCACACAACUAUAUAUUUGUUUUUAUGGUGUAAUUACAUUUAACUUUUCAAGAACACUUCAAUAAUAUACAUUAAUACAUACAUAUGAUAGUUCAAUAAUUGCCAAAAAGUAAUUUGUUCAAAAUUUGUUAAUAGUUAAAUUUCUAGUUCACUCGCUAAAAAGAAUACGGCCUUCGAACUUACGUUGAAAAUUCAAAAUUGUAAAUUUUUAGAAGUAAUGUAACAAUCAAGGUUCCCAAAUUUUUAUUUCAUGCUCUGUAAAGCUUUCCAAUCUCAACCAUUUUAAUUUUCUUAGCUUCAAAAAAUUUUUAAUUCUUGAAAAAUCUUUUUAAUUUAAUUUUUGUUCAUAUUUAACGUAUGAAAUAAGCUAUCUAUUAAAAAUUACGUAAUAAAUAAUAGUUAUGUAAAAAUUUUAGUUAAAAAAUCUCUUUUACUAUUGGUUUGUAAUGUAACGAAAUUCGUAUUAUUCAAUUAUCAAAAACAUCGAUUUAAUUACACUGUGUGCGCUCAAAGAUGCCUCUGCAAUAUCUACGACUUCCUUUUAAUUUUUAUUUAGCUUAAAACAGAUUUCACUAUCUGACAACAUUGACAUUGUUAUUUCGCUUUUACUCUGAAAAACAAUUUGCUCUUCACAUUGCGAGUUUUGGAUAAAUGUUCGUAAAUAUUUCUAUUGUUUUCAUUUUGCUUAUUCUAAAAAUCAUAUGAUUAUGUGAGGUUAUCUUUUUUGGUGUUAUACUAAUAAAAUAUUUAGUAGUUACAUAUGUACGUACAAUUUAAUGUAUAAUUACUAAUUUAGAAAAAUUCAAAAUAACUUCGAAAUUCUUUUUUCUUUUCGGAGUUAUCCAUCUGAAUAAUUUAAUUUUAUUAUUCCAAUAUUGAGUAAAAUAUGACAUAAAUGGAUAAAAUUUUAUUUAGUGUUUUAAUAAGUAACUAUCUAUUAUGAGGUACAUAUGUAUGUACGAAUAUAAUAGAAAUCAGAUUUGAAGCAAGAUUCUAAUUUGAACCUAUUCUGUUUUACAUAAGUAAAUAUUAAAUUGGUAAUAAUUAUUUAAAAACAUUCAUGAGUAUCUAGUAAUAAUUUGUAUUGCUUUAAUAGUGCAAUAAUAAAAAAUUCAAAAUAUAUGGGUCAAAGUUUAAAAAUCUAGAUUUGGGAAACAAACUAAAAUUCCGUAUUUGUAAUGGAAAACAAUCAUAAAAAUAUUGAAAAUGAUCCAGUUUACACCGGUAAAACUUCACUAUCUAAAAAUAACCGUCAAUAUAAGCGAAAAUAUCCAAAUUCGGAAGCAGGUCCAACUGGAAAAAAAGGUCGCCCAGCCUCUGAUGCGAUUGCUACAGUAAAGCUUCCUCCUCACGGCUAUCCUCUUGAACAUCCUUUUAAUAAAGACGGAUAUCGAUACAUAUUGGCCGAACCAGAUCCUCAUGCCCCAUUUCGUCAGGAAUUUGAUGAAAGUUCAGAUUGGGCAGGUAAACCAAUACCUGGAUGGUUAUAUAGAACUUUAGUACCAAACUCAGUACUGCUGGCAUUACAUGAUAGGGCCCCACAAUUGAAAAUAUCAGAAGAUCGGUUAACGGUUACUGGAGAAAAAGGAUACUGUAUGGUACGAUCCAGCCAUUAUGUAUGCAGAGGAAAAUGGUACUACGAGGCUACCAUAGAAGAAAUGCCUGAAGGAUCGGCUACAAGAAUUGGAUGGGGACAAGAAUAUGGCAAUUUGCAAGCACCUUUAGGGUAUGAUAAGUUUGGCUAUUCUUGGCGUUCACGUAAAGGAACAGUAUUUCACGAAAGCCGUGGAAAGCAUUAUAGCGAAGGCUAUAAUGAAGGGGAUACUUUAGGAUUUUUAAUUGAUUUACCUGAAGAAAGCAUUGUAAAUUGUUUACCAACAACAUUCAAAGAUAGGCCGUUAGUUAAAUUUAAAAGUCAUUUAUAUUACGAAGAUAAAGAUAAGGUACAGGAAACAUUAAAAGCAUUAAAAGUUUUGCCUCAGAGCAAGAUUGUGUUUUUUAAAAAUGGUGUAUAUAAAGGCGUUGCAUUUUCACAUAUAUAUUCUGGUUCAUAUUACCCCACAAUAUCAAUACACAAAAACGCAACUGUUACUGUUAAUUUUGGCCCAAAAUUUAAAUAUCCGAAAAUUCUGAAAAACUUUAAAUGCUGUGGUAUGAAUGAUAGAAUUGAACAGUUAAUAAGUGAGCAAACAGUAUCGGAUCUUCUAUUCUUGACCGAAAAUGAUGGGCGCUUACGUUUAGAUACCUUCAAUAUUUGACGGACAGGUUAUUCAUUGAUAUUUUAAACAAGUAUUUG
Molecule: messenger RNA, 2311 nt
Organism: Condylostylus longicornis
Lineage: Eukaryota; Metazoa; Arthropoda; Insecta; Diptera; Dolichopodidae
Gene: ash2
Product: set1/Ash2 histone methyltransferase complex subunit ASH2
Exons: 5
Coding region: 1194-2273 (359 amino acids)
Cellular component (GO): Set1C/COMPASS complex
Molecular function (GO): protein binding; transcription cis-regulatory region binding
Source: RefSeq, a predicted model, not a curated record